Messenger RNA from Salvelinus fontinalis (brook trout), 8050 nucleotides. RefSeq names its product formin-1-like. NCBI's taxonomy places the organism in Eukaryota, Metazoa, Chordata, Actinopteri, Salmoniformes, Salmonidae. The transcript is spliced from 17 exons. Gene Ontology annotation, cellular component: cytoplasm; endoplasmic reticulum membrane; nucleus. The record is from RefSeq and is a predicted model, not a curated record. Gene Ontology annotation, molecular function: microtubule binding. The coding region runs from base 3904 to 8016 and encodes 1370 amino acids. Gene Ontology annotation, biological process: actin nucleation.
CAGUGAAGAGGUGACUCCGGGAUGCUGGCCUUCUAGGCAGAGUUGCAAAGAAAAAGCCAUAUCUCAGACUGGCCAAUAUAAAAAAAAGAUUAAGAUGGGCAAAAGAACACAGACACUGGACAGAGAAACUCUGCCUAGAAGGCCAGCAUCCCAGAUUUGCCUCUUCUCUGUUGACGUUGAGACUGGUGUUUUGCGGGUACUAUUUAACGAAGCUGCCAGUGGAGGACUUGUGAGGCGUCUGUUUCUCAAAGGCCUGAUAAAGGUGGAAUGCUUCCUUCUGAAAUGUUCUCCCAUCUCCACAGAUGAACUCUGGAGCUCACUCAGAGUGACCAUCGGGUUCUUUGUCACCUCCCUGACCAAGGCCCUUCUCCCCCGAUUGCUCAGUUUGGCCAGGGCCAGCUUUAGGAAGAGUUUUGGUGGUUCCAAACUUCUUCCAUUUUAAAAUGAUGGACCUUCAAUGCAGCAUAAAUGUUUUGGUACCCUUCACCAGACCUGUGCCUCGACACAAUCCUGUCUCGGAGCUCUACGGACAAUUCCUUCGACCUCAUGGCUUGGUUUUUGGUCUGACAUGCACUGUCAACUGUGGGACCUUAUAUAGACAGAUGUGUGCCUUUCCAAAUCUUGUCCAAUCAAUAGAAUUUGUUCUAGAAACAUCUCAAGGAUGAUCAAUGGAAACAAGAUGCACCGGAGCUCAAUUUCGAGUCUCAUAGCAAAGGGUUUGAAUACUUAUGUAAAUAAGGUAUUUCUGUUUUUGUUUUUUCAUACAUUUGCAAGAAUUUCUAAAACCUGUUUUUGAUUUGUCAUUAUGGGUUAUUGUGUGUAGAUCGAUGAGGGAAAAAAUUAUUUAAUCAAUUUUAGAAUAAGGCUGUAAUGUAACAAAAUGUGGAAAAAGUCAAGGGGUCUGAAUACUUUCCAAAUGCACUGUAAAAUGUAACAACUUAACAAUCAAGUUUAUUUUAUAUAUUUUAUUUUAUAUAAAUUCCUGUGUCUGUCUGUCAAGAUUCCAUCAUGCCAUUUGACUAGAUUUGAAGGGUAGAUUAUUGUGUGGUUUGGGUGUGGUUGUGUGUCAGUUGUGACAUAGCAUAGUUUAAUCAAAAGACACUCCCUGAUCUUUGUUGUAGCAUAUCAUAACAAAUGUAACCUGUCUCUGGUUUUACCUCUAGACUAGUGGUAGACUGUCUCAACAUGAAGAUACCCACAUACUCAUGUGUAGUGUGGCCUACGCUGGCAUUGUAGUCAUGGCAUCCAUUGUGGUGACUUAAAUGCCAUGGCAUCCAUUGUGGUGACUUGUUUUUCAAGUCACUUGUUACUUGAUUGAUAGACUGCUUUUUAACCAUUGUACAGUAGUUGUGGUUAGGGCUGGGAAUUGCCAGCGACGUCAUGAUGCGAUAUUUUCAUGAUACUUAGGUCCUGAUACGAUAUGUAUUAUGAUUCUCACGAUUCUAUAUGUAUUGUGAUUCGAUACUGUGCUAAAAACACUAGUUGUAGUCAGUGGGAGAUUUAAAGAAGAACCUCCUUACUGUCACUGUUACUCAGCUCCUCUCAGCCCUUCAAUACAGGGUAAGUCGUGCUGAGGCCUGGCUAUGCGGCUAGCUGAUGGAUUUACACUUAGUAAAUUAAACACCAAUGUGUAACGAAUGUCGUCGGGAGAAGGAGAAGAGGACCAAGGUGCAGCGUGGUAAGUAUUCAUAAUACUUUUAAUAAAUACGAACACUUGAACAAAAAACGACAAACGAACAGUUCUGCAAGGUGCAAUAAAUAAAACAGAAAAUAACUACCCACCAAGCACAGGUGGGAAUGAGGAUACCUAAGUAUGGUUCUCAAUCAGAAACAACGAUAGACAGCUGCCUCUGAUUGAGAACCACACCAGGCCAAACACCUAGAAAUACAAAACAUAGAACAAAACAUAGAAUGCCCACCCCAACUCACGCCCUGACCAAACCAAAAUAGAGACAUAAACAAGGAACUAAGGUCAGGGUGUGACACAAUGCUAUUGAUUUAAUUACAUAUUGGGCCUCGCUCCAGGCUUGACAGCUACUGACUGACUAUCUGUGGAUUUGUUUUAAACCCCAGAAGAUCAGAAAUAAUGUUUAAGUACAAUAAUAGUAUUUUCUAAUACAUUAUAAAUAUGAUUAUCUAAUAUAUUAUUAAUGUUUACUAAUGGCAUGUUUUUGUCUUUGAACACAAACUGUAUGUCUGGUUUGGUAUGGGGCUCUAAAUCACAUUGACAACCAUUGGUAAUUCUUAAUAUUCCUAUGUCUGAAGGAAUGCAUUGAGCAGUGAACAUUGGCUCUGAAAGUUAAAUGACCAAGCAGCCCUAAUUUCACCAAGUACUUUUCAGGCCUAUGUGCUCUGUUUUGUGCUAAAAUCUGUCAAGUGAAUAAUAAAAGUUGCUUGGUGCUAGAUAGAUUGUUGAACCCAUCGUACCUCUUUGAAGCAGCAGGUUUUGUAGACUAUACAUAUUGUAGUGUUGCUUGUCUGUGUACACUCAAUAUAAACUCACUGUACUAGAAAACUUGUGUGAUGAUUUGUAUGUUUGCAGUUUAUGAUUUAGUGUCAAGACAAAUCUUAUCUAACGAUAUUCACACUAUGAGAUGAGGUAAUUGAGACCUAUUUUCUUCUCACCAAACUGUAGCAGCGUUAGCCCCUUGACAUUAGCGGAGCUACUGACGGCACAAGAUUGCAGUGUUGGUCAGGGCUGGUCAGGUCUGGGCAGCAGCAGCAGACUGACUAAUCACUACAGCUUAAGCCCUAUGCUGUAAUAGUACAGAGAGCAAAGAGCAGAGUAACACAGGGCUGGAUCUCCCCUGCGGUCCACCUGACCAUCAGGAGAUUAGCUAGCUAACUAGCUAGCAGCCCCACUUUUACACUGCACUCAGAGAGCACAGCGCUAAUCAACAGAGAGCUCCAGCUACCCAUGGCUGCCAUUUUGCGGAAGUAAGAAGGAGUAACCGGACACCUGUGCUGCCUGCUGCCACAGUUCCCUCCCAGGCAGGGCGGGGGGAAGGCGGGGCCAGACCGGAUAGACCAGUGUGCCGCAUUCCUUUCCAACCUGGAGGCUUUUCUCAGGAACACAGAGAUCUUCUGUACACAUAUACACACAGGGAGAGAGGGGAAAGAACCAUGCCAGGAGGGCAACUCGGACAGUAGCUCUGACUCAGGUCUCUGUAUCUACACAUAUAGUAGGAGAGGAGUAUUGGAACCUUCCGGGCCAAAUUCAAAUAACUUGUUCCGUUGUUAUCCUGAGAAACUGAGAAUUUGUUUCUCCUGGAUUCCCAGGGAGAUUAUUCCGGGACAUGCUUCCUGCCUCUGAACAGUUUGACUUGACCGGGCACGUCAUUGGAAUUCUGCUCUACAAAACUGGAAGUUCUGGAACUCUGGAAAAUGCAGAUUAGAGGCUGUUUGUGAUUGAAGAAAGUUGUCUAUUCACAGCACAGCAAGGUUUUGUGUUGCCAAACGGGAUUACAGGAUAGCAGGGGUUAUAGCUGGAGCCCUCCUGGAGAGGGUAAGAAGAGCUAGGGGAUUUGUCCUCACAAAGGCCUUUUGUUCAUUGGAACCAGUAGAAGGACACAGUUUGGCAGGUUAGACAGCUGGAGGUGUAGAGAUGAGCCUUUUGUGACACUCUGAAUGGACACACUGUACUGGGGUAGCCUUUCUACCUGGCUGGCUGACUACAUUUUAGUAAUUUAGUAGAUACUCUUAUUCAGAGCAACUUACAGGAGCAAUUAAGGUUAAAUACCUUGCGCAAGGGGCAAAACAACAGAUUUUUCACCUAGUCGGCUCAGGGAAUCGAACCAGCAAACUUUUGGUUACUGGCCCAACGCUCUUAACGCUAGGCUACCUGCCGACCCAGAGUUCACUGCCCGAAGUACAUGCUACAGUGCAGUUAAGGGCUCUGUGAAAAUGGACAGUGUAAGUAAUAACUCUGAGGGUCAGGGGAAGCAGCAAUCCAAUUUGUUCCACAAUAAGAUAUCCACUAUGUUUACACGUGGGGACAAGACUGAGCCUCAGAGGUUGGUGGGAGAGACUGCGGUGCUGACGGCUUUCAGGACCCUGUCUGAUGAAGAGAACGAUCUCACAGGGGUCAGUGAUCAAAGUGCCCUGGAUGUUAUCAGUGAUGUGAGGGGUAUGAGUGUGGUACUUCAUAAAAGAGAGGCCACCUUCCUUUACACUGAGGACAGGAUUGAAUCAUGGGAGAAUGAGUCCAGUAGCUUUGUGACCUCUCCUAACACAGGUCAGGUGUCUGUUUCCACGGCCGACCCAGGUCUGGUCCAGGUUACAAUGGUGGAGAUCUGUAGCGACACAGAGAUGGAAGAUGAGGAGGGGAUCAGCAGCCUCAGCCAAUCGGACAAGCAUGACGCCCCUGGAAUGUUCUUCCCACCUGACAAUGACCAGUGGGCAGUGGCAGUGUUUGAUGAUAACAAGGGUCAGCUGCCACCCGUUGGCCCAGUGAGAGGUGCCAUUGAGACAGACUUAAAGCUGCCUGUGUUUAAGCCGCAUAGUCUUGUGGAGGGAUCCCUCAAAGAUACCUCUGUUCUGUACUCUGCGAGGUUUAUGGGCAGAUCUAACAGUGGGACAGAUCUUGGACUGCUCUCCUCUGUCUCCAAAACACAAGUGCCUGGAGACGGCUGCAGCACCGACCUCUACACUGAUCCCAGGCCUGUGGAGGUGGGUGUGGAUGCAGCAGCCAUGGGUGCCAAGGGGUCCAGCCAUCAUCACCACAAAGUAGCCAAAGGCGUCAGCACCAGCCAGGAAGUAUUGGGCCUUACUGACAUGUGUGCUGGAGACAACUCUGCAGUGGCUUCACUUCUUAACUUGUCUCGUACCUCUGAACCACAGAAAUCAGAGCAUGCAGCAGAUGACACUGCCUUGCAGUCAGGACAGCCAGAGGACCAAGAUUCUGGACAGAGGAAGGAGAUUUUGGGGGAAAACACUGGAACUGAGGAGCAUAAAGAUCAUGUCCACUGCCUGGACUCCCCCUCCACCCUCUCUGAGUCAAAGCCACCUGAAGCAGCAGAGACAUCUUCUCCUAGCCUGGAGAAGCAGACUGACACUGAAGUGAGAAAAGGUAUUUUAAGGACUGGUCUGGCCGUGUCGCGUGUUCCUGGAGAGUCCCCAACUGACAGCCAGCCAAGUGCCACUCCUGUCUUUGUCUCACCCAGGGGCCAAGGCGACAUGCUUGUCAAAAGGAGGCCCGACACAGACUCACCCUCCGCCUCCCCCUCCCCCUCCAGUGGAACAGUCUCCUCCCAUGCCCCCUCCUUCCAGCUGCCUGCCCUGUUCAGUGGACUGCGGGUUCUGAAGAAAGGGGCUGUGGGGGAGGAGAGGGAGACCGUGUCUGAGAUCAAACAGAGAGAUGCUGACCUGGCCCUUCUAAGCCUGAAGAAGACCGUCAACAAAGCCAAUAACUUCCCUGAGCAGAUCACCUCCAGUAGCCGCACCCCCAAAAAACGUCCCGAGCCCAAACAUGUGUCUGAGACCAAGGGUCAUCUCCUGGGGCAGCUCAACCAGCUGCUCAACCUUGAUGGGACCAAGGCCGAGGACAAGCCGGACCCACUGCUAGAGCUCAGAGACAGGGAGCCUGAGAGGGGGGAGGAGGGGGCGACAGACCAGGGUCCAGAGCUGAUCCCCACCACCCCACCAGCAGACAACAGGAAAGCCUCAGACACAACAUUAAACACUUUUAAGAGUCUCUUCAGCUCCAAACCUGCUAAAAGGGAUACAGCGGAUCCUGUGGAUUUAGAGGCUGUCAAGAAAAAAAAUAAAAGUGAGAAGGAGCUGCUGAAAUCCAUCUUUGAGAGAACCUCCAAGUCUCCCAGCAGUGAGCAAAAAGGUCCAGCGGAGUCUAAAUCUGAGAUCACCUCCCCUACAGACAGUGAGGACCGGACCCCCGGGCGGCUCCAGGCCAUCUGGCCCCCGCCCAAGCCCAAGGAUGAGGAGGAGAAGGUGGGGCUCAGGUACACCGAGGCAGAGCACCAGGCUGCCCUCUUACAGUUGAAGAGAGAAUGCAAAGAGGAGGUGGAGAAAGUACAUGCAGACUUUGAGCUACAGAUCUUCCAGGUGCGAGGGGAGCAUGCUGUCACCAUGUCCCAUCUGGAGGGAGUCAUCUGCAUGAUGCAGACAGACCGUCAACAGGCCUUCAGCCUGGGCCACGAGAGGGGCGAGCUCCGUGAGGCCUGCGUGUCCACCGAGGACGACCUGCCUUCCAAAACUUUUCGGAAUGUCUGCAUUCAGACAGACAGGGAGACCUUCCUCAGGACGCCCGAGGGUGAGGCCAGUCGGACCGGUCUUGGCCCCAGUCAGAACGUGCCUAAGAAACUCAACCUGAGUCUGCAUGGAGGAGCCUCAGGACUCCCCGGCCCAGCUCCCCCGCCCCCUCCUCCCCUUCCUCCCCUCCCUGGCCAAUCAGGACCGCCUCCACCUCCUCCACCUCCACCUCCCCCUCCCCCUCCCCCGUUACCUGGCAACAUGGGGCCACCGCCUCCACCCCCCCUCCCAGGUUUUGGUCCCCCACCUCCCCCUCCCCCUCCCCCUCCUCCGGGGUUGCCUGGAGCUGGCCCUCCCCUUCCUCCCCCUCCACCUGGGUGUGGCCCACCCCCUCCACCUGGGUGUGGCCCACCCCCUCCUCCUGGGGGUGGAUUAUUUGGGUUUGGGUUCGGCCAGGCAGCAGAGAAGGCCCCAAGGAAACCUGCGUUGGAACCUGCUACUCCCAUGAAGCCUCUAUACUGGACGAGGAUACAGAUCCAAGACAAUAAUAAUAAUACACUGUGGGGUUCUCUGGAGGAGCCAGACAUCGUAGACACCAAGGAGUUUGAGGACCUGUUCUCGAAGGCCACUCUGCAGCCAAAGAAGAAGCCCCUCUCAGACACCUUUGAGAAGAAGGCCAAGACUAAGAAGAUUAUCAAGCUGCUGGAUGGGAAACGUUCCCAAGCAGUCGGCAUCCUCAUCUCAAGUCUACACCUUGAAAUGAAGGACAUUCAGAAAGCUGUUUUGAGUGUAGAUAACUCUGUGGUGGACUUGGAGACCAUCGAGGCUUUAUAUGAAAAUAGGGCCACGAAUGACGAGCUGGAGAAGAUAAGAACACACUAUGAGACGUCCAAGGAGGACGAGGUGAAGCUACUGGACAAGCCUGAACAGUUCUUGUAUGAACUCUCCCAGAUUCCAGACUUUUCUGGCCGGUCCCACUGCAUCAUAUUCCAGUCUGUAUUCCUUGACUGCAUAUCUUCCAUCCACCGCAAAGUAGAAAUAGUCUCCACCGUGAGCAAAGAUCUGCUGGACUGUAGAAGUGUGAAGGAUGUGAUGGGGCUGGUCCUAGCCUUUGGGAACUACAUGAAUGGAGGCAACAGGACACGGGGUCAGGCUGAUGGCUUUGGCCUGGAGAUCCUGCCCAAACUGAAGGACGUCAAGAGCAGGGACAAUCGUAUCAGUCUGGUGGAUUACGUAGUUGCAUACUAUCUGCGCAAUUUUGACGAGCACGCAGGAACAGACAAGAGUAUAUUCCCACUGCCUGAGCCACAGGAUAUCUUCUUGGCCGCUCAGGUCAAGUUUGAAGACCUCACAAAGGACAUGAGGAAGCUGGGGAGAGACCUGACUGUGUGUGAAAAGGCUGUUCAGAAGGUGUGUGCUAGCUCCUCUGAGAAGGACCUCCAGCCCUUCAAGGAGAAAAUGGAGGCCUUCGUCUCGACCGCUCAAACGGACCACACUGCUGAGGAUGACAGGCUCAAUGCAGCACAGAAAAGCUUCCUGGACAUGGUGGGCUACUUUGGGCUCAAGCCAAAGUCUGGGGAGAAGGAGGUGGCCCCUGGUUACGUCUUCAUGCUCUGGUAUGAGUUCUGCAGCGACUUCAAGAACACGUGGAAGCGGGAGUGUAAGAACAUCUCCAAGGAGAGGCUGAAGGAAGCGCAGGAGAACAUGAAAAAGAUCACUGCUGAGAACAGGGUGGAAACCAAGAAGAUCAAUGCCAACAGUCUGAAAGAGAGACUGCGUCAGAAGGAAGCCAGCGUGUCCUCCAGCUGAAGAGGAUGACCAAUGAAGGACAGAGUGGAGAGAG